Coregonus clupeaformis (lake whitefish) is the source of this 2550-nucleotide messenger RNA. Its product is annotated as cholesterol 7-desaturase nvd. Gene Ontology annotation, cellular component: chloroplast. The transcript has 7 exons. Lineage: Eukaryota; Metazoa; Chordata; Actinopteri; Salmoniformes; Salmonidae. Gene Ontology annotation, biological process: chlorophyll biosynthetic process; cholesterol metabolic process. The coding region runs from base 278 to 1660 and encodes 460 amino acids. Gene Ontology annotation, molecular function: 2 iron, 2 sulfur cluster binding; chlorophyllide a oxygenase activity. The record is from RefSeq and is a predicted model, not a curated record.
CAAGGCGCUCUGCCUCACGACAAUAACCUAUAGAACAUUUUUGCCACACUUGAGGACAAGCCUACAGUAUGACACACUACUAAAUCAGUCUUUUUGCGAAGCCACACUGCCGAUCUUGCAAAGGAACCAGUGCGACAAUAGCGCUGCAGUGGGCCGAACCCGAGGAGAGGUUUUCAUGGUGUCGCGGCUGUGACAGGCCGCUAGAGGGUGGCAGCCAGGGACAAACACCCAUACACGCUGUCUGAAGAUCUCCUUAUAGGUUAAAUAACACGAGAGGAUGGAGGGUCAGAGCAUGUCUCUACUCGGCAAGAUAAUGGCAGUUAUAGGGAUAAGUGUGGUAGCAGGUCUCAUCGUGCAAGUGCGAGACCCGUUGGACUCAAUUUUAGGAGGUGGAUACCCGGAGCUGUGGAGGAAAGCGGGACUGGCAGGUGCCCCAGCCCGGGCCGUGGCGUGCAUCUCCGCCGGGGUUUCUCUUCUUGCAAUGGGCUGGCUAUAUAGACUACUGUUCGCCCCCCUGGAACUGCUCAGAACUCCCGACGAGGUUGGAUACAUUGCGGAAGACGGUCGCUCCCGCGCCCAAGCGGCAAACGAAGUGCGUCGGAGACGGAAAACUGGCGAACUGCCACCCGUUUAUCCCAACGGCUGGUAUCGAGUAUUGGAUUCUCACAUGCUGGAGCGAGGUGAUGUCAAGAACGUAACUGUUUUAGGUGAGCAGGUGGCAGUGUUCCGGGGUACAGAGGGCAAAGCCUACGUGGUGGAUGCCUACUGCCCCCACCUGGGAGCCAACCUGGCAGUGGGGGGGCGUGUGGUGGGGCAGAGCAUAGAAUGCCCGUUCCACGGCUGGCAGUUUCGGGGGGAAGAUGGGAAGUGUGUGAGGAUCCCCUAUGCAGAGAAAGUGCCAGAGUUUGCUAAGGUGCGCUGCUGGCGCAGUAUGGAGACCAAUGGUCAGGUUCUGGUGUGGUUCCACUGUGACGGAGAGGAACCUGGCUGGACAGUACCAGAGCAGGGGGAGAUCACACGAGGGGAAUGGGUUUAUCGGGGACGCACUGAGCACUUCAUCAACGCACACAUAGAGGAGAUCCCUGAGAAUGCAGCAGAUAUUGCCCACCUGGCCCACUUGCACACACCAGGCAUUGUGAGUGGGGUUGACCUGCGCUACACCAACAGCAAGACCUGGGAGUUUGUGAGGCACGACUGGAAGGUGCAAUGGGAACCUGAGUCUGAGCCCACUAAGCACUGCUCCCAGAUGCUGGUGAAACAUGCCCUGACGGUGUUUGGUCGCCACUGGCCUCUGCUGGACAUGGAUGUAGUGGCUCGACAGGUUGGUCCAGGGGUGGUGUUCCUGCUGUUCGACCACAGUUUCCUGGGUCAGGGUGUGAUCAUGCACUGUGUGACGCCUGUGGAGCCUCUACUGCAGUGUGUGUCCCACACCAUCUUCUACCAGAGCAACAUCCCGCCACUGGUGCCCAAGUUCAUCCUGAGGGCAGAGUGCAUCCAGUUUGAGCGGGACGUGAUGAUCUGGAACAAUAAGAAGUACAUCUCUAAGCCCCUGCUGGUGAAGGAGGAUUCUGCCAUCCAGAAACACAGGCGCUGGUUCAGCCAGUUUUACAGUGACAACAGCCCUCGCCUGCGCUACCAGCACAACACGAUGGACUUCUAACCUCUGAUCUCACACACUGGAGGAAGCACAGGAAAGCCAAAGGAGGUAUACUGGUCCAAAAAGACAUGAAAUGUCCAAAAGGUAUUCAAAUAUAAAAGAGAAGAAGACACCCUUGGACUCUGAAUGGGGAGAAAUUUAACACCAUAGAAAAUGGUUAGCCUUUUGUAGCAGCCAUAACGUCAAUGCAGUCAGCUCUUUCAUGGUUAAUUCAUUGUGGGGUUUUGUAAUGCAAAUCAGCUGUAGUAAAAGCAGCAUUUGUUAUUGUUUUGAUAACUGAGCUGCAACCAAGUACCCAAAGGGACUCUUAUUCUUCCAAAGCCCUGAAGUCGUGCUCCACAUUUUCACUUAAUUGGACUUCCGUAGCAAGACAAAAAUGCUGGUGGGAGGAUUCAUCUUCUCCCCUUCUUGUUAUAUUUCAAACAAAGCAACUGAAUGCCCUCACAUCUCCCAUCAGAGUUGUACAGGUGUAAAAAGAGACCAGACUAUCUUUGGCCAGUUCAGUGUACGAAAUGAACACUCUCCUGUGGGAACUUGGUGAGAUUCGCUCUGGCCUCGUUUAAGUGCCUAGCUAUAGCUACUAUGUGAUCCUGUAGGGUUGAUGGGACCUGAAGACUGCUCCCUUUUCACUCAUCUUUCUUCAGAUUUCUUCUGAUUGCUCCUGCCGUCUUCAAAACAGUUUAUCCACAUCUCAAUCGUACAGGAUUCAGCCCAUAUUAUGGUGAAGACCCACCAGAACCAACCAAUAUGAAUAGAUAUGCCAGAAUUGCCUAGCCUUUAUUGUAGCUGAUAGUAAGAGUCUAUACUAUGUGAAUGAAUAUUUUGCAUCUUCAAAGUGUUAUUGUGUAAAUCAAAUGAUACAAACCCCCCAAAAAUCCAUUUUAAUUCCAGGU